AUGGGCAUAAGGACAGCAAAUCCAUCUGAGCUCAUCACUAUUGAUUGUAAUUAUCUUUCUCGAAUCCAGAUCCGACAAGAGACCUUGCGAGACCACGCCGAUAGGGUACUUGGGUGCCUCCCAACAGGCGUUGCACCACUGUAUGAGGUAUAUGAAUACCUCCUGAACGACUACUUGCCGGCGCGAUACCCAAGUAUGUUUACGAAAGAGGGAAAGAAGUUUCUCAACCAGGUCACAGGUGCCUCGUUGCCUUUGGAGCCGCCUUCUGACCCCCUCGAGGCGCUCAGGCUACUUGGGCAGACAAUCGAGGAUGAUCUCUUCCUUUUGCAACAAGAAACAGAGGGACACAGAUGUGUUGGAGGGAUGUGUACAAGUCCAUCUGGCUUUGACCCAAGUGAGAAAAUUGGCAAAUUGAUGAAGGACAUUCAUGAGCCUGUCCCAGCUUACGAAAAGAUCGGUCCAAGUAUGGAACGGUACUUCAGUCGGGUGGAGGUGGGAAAGAAUGCUGUCCGCACCAACUGGUCCAUCACGACAAGUCCUGAACUACUUAAUCUGAGUACCAAUCACGUUAAAGAAGGUGACGUUGUCGAGGAGGACAUAGAUGUAGAUAUAUCUCAGGCAAGAUUGAGAGUGGAACUCCAAACACUCAGCCGAUUACCGCGCACCAGAGCUCUACUAUUCUCAUUCAAAACCUAUACUUAUCCCCUUGCAGAUAUCAAGUCGGAGGGACUUGGACCACAACUCGCCGAAGCCAUCGAGGGGCUGAAGACAGGCAACGCCGAGGGAAUGUGGACAUACAAAGGUGGAGUGCGAUGGGGAAAGAGCGUAUGCGAAUAUCUGCGGGCAUGA
Pestalotiopsis fici W106-1 is the source of this 849-nucleotide messenger RNA. RefSeq lists its product as uncharacterized. The coding region runs from base 1 to 849 and encodes 282 amino acids. The transcript is spliced from 4 exons. NCBI's taxonomy places the organism in Eukaryota, Fungi, Ascomycota, Sordariomycetes, Amphisphaeriales, Sporocadaceae. The record is from RefSeq and is a predicted model, not a curated record.